This is a messenger RNA of Branchiostoma floridae (Florida lancelet), 892 nucleotides long. RefSeq lists its product as uncharacterized. Bases 28 to 738 code for a protein of 236 amino acids. The transcript is spliced from 3 exons. The record is from RefSeq and is a predicted model, not a curated record. NCBI's taxonomy places the organism in Eukaryota, Metazoa, Chordata, Leptocardii, Amphioxiformes, Branchiostomatidae.
GAGUUCAGCUGGUUGGACCCCACUGCCAUGUACAGGAAUGCUGAGGCUUUCCAACAAUGUGUCGCUGACCUCACAAAGGCCUUCCAGCCUGAUGAAGUAGACCUGGUCGCUGGAAUAGACGGUGCAGGUUUUAUCCUUGGUGGUGCUAUAGCUUACCACCUGAAGAAAGGAUUCCUUGCCAUCCGUAAGUCUGGCAGCCUGUGUGUCGACGUGGACGAUGUAAGAUUCAUGCACCAUUCCAAGAAGGAAAAACGUGUGGAAAUUCGAAAGGAUGCCUUCAAGCCAAGUAAUUUGUCCGACUUUAAAACCCAGUUCUUAGAGCACGUAAAUAAUGAUACAAAUGUAGAUGAACUGUAUAAUAUGUUUACAUCUAAACUAACCAGCUGUGUGGACAAGUACGUUCUCUCUAAAACAACAAAAGGCAAAAAACAUCUCCCAUACAUCACUCCUGAUCUUAAGCGUCUGAUGAGGAAACGGGACCGCUACUACAGGAAGACAAUAGGUCAAAACACUCCCGAAAGGAAAGACAAGUUAAAGCAGUUUAAGAAAGAUAUCAAGAAGAGAAUGAAAGAAUGUUAUUGGAGUUAUAUCGAAUCAGUUGUACUCGAUAUUGAUGAAAAUGAUUCACAAGAAGGUAAGUCUUCUGCCAAGUUAGGAACUAAGAAAUUCUGGGGCUUUCUCAAAAGCAUGAAGUCCGAGAGAGUUGGCGUUGACCAUAUUAGAGUGGCGGAAUCUUAGUGUCUGAUAGCAAAGCUAAGGCAAACCUCCUCAGCCAACAAUUCCAGUCUGUCUUCACAUGUGAACCAACAGACGAUCCCUCACCUGACAUGGGACCUAGCCCACACCGCUCUAUGCCAGACAUCACCAUAGAAGAAAGUGGAGUACAUAAAUC